CAGCGUAUAAAAUUGAAAGGACAUAAUUGGUCGAAGGCACCGCCGCAGAUGAACCAAUCGCCGCUGCCCGAGCAACAUCCGUCGGAGACGGAUGACAGACAACUUCUGAAUUCGAUCAGGGACAAAUUGAAAGCCAAACAGGAGGAGGAGAUGAAAAGUCGCAAGAUGGGUCAAGAAAAGGAUGAGGAGGAAAAGGACUUGCAGCAAGACACUUAUUCAAAGAAAUCAGAGGACUUGGAGGCUUGGGGCCCGAAAGAGCCGCCCAAGCCUUUCUGGAUAAAGAAGGAGGAGGAGAAGCAAUCGCAACCGAUCGUGACAAACAAACCGAUCGAGUUGCCGAAACCAGAAGAGAUGCCGAAGCCGCACAUGGGAUUCUGGACUAAACAGCAAGUGAACAUGACGGUGAAGCCGCCCGAAAGUAAAUCAGUGGAGAAAGAGGAGGAAAGGGACCGAGAUAGAGAUCGUUACAAGGAUGAUCGUGAUCGCAAGUAUAGCAGAUACGAGAGGAGAAGUCGGCGCGACAGGGAUCGGGAUAGGGAUAGAGACAGAGAUAGAGAUAGGGACAGGGAUAGGGACCGUGAUUACUAUGACGAUCGUCGAAAGAGAGACAGGGACAGAGACAGUAACGAUUCUCCGAGACGUGAUAGAAAUUGGCGUGACAGCAGUCCCAAGAGAGGCUAUGACAAGUACAGUAAAGGGCGGGGAGAUAACGACAAUUCGUCGAACGACGAAUCCAAAUUUGACAAGAAGUCAAGCGAGUCGAAGUCGAAGAAAGGUCUUGCCGCCCCGAGCAAGAAAUCCGCGCCGCAAGUGGCGGCCAAGGGCAAGUUACCGUUCAUCGGAAGAUUACCUCUGUUCAAGAAGAAGGCCGAAGAGCCGAAGUUACCAGAAAAGGAUAUCGCUCCGCUACCCUAUCAACAAAGCAAGUUUGAGGACACGCCGAAGGUACCCAAUGAAAUCAUCAAUCCACCCGGUGUUGUUCACAUCACCAAACUAGCUACCCCAUUGAAUUUGAAUAAUAGCAGCACUGCAACUACUCCGCUUGCAAGCAAAUCCACCAAUCAGCCUAUGAAGAUUCUAGUGGCACCUCCGCCGCCCGUGCUGAACGAGAGCAAACCGACCCCGCAGGUGGUCGACAUGGAGAUAGACGAUCAGUCCGAGGAAACGGUUAUAGAGGAACAGCCGAUAGUGCAGCCACAAAAGCAGCAGCAGCA
Molecule: messenger RNA, 1214 nt
Organism: Wasmannia auropunctata (little fire ant)
Lineage: Eukaryota; Metazoa; Arthropoda; Insecta; Hymenoptera; Formicidae
Product: zinc finger CCCH domain-containing protein 13-like
Exons: 1
Cellular component (GO): U2AF complex; nuclear speck; U2-type prespliceosome
Molecular function (GO): pre-mRNA 3'-splice site binding; poly-pyrimidine tract binding
Source: RefSeq, a predicted model, not a curated record